CUGCCGUGCGAGAGAUCCAGGCAGCAGAGCAGAGCGCCGCACAGCUCCCGGCACCGCAGCAUGCAGAACGGAGACGUCAUGAGACAGCGGCCCCGGGUCAUCCAGAUCUCCCGCACCGCGGCCUUCAGCGCCUGCCACCGGCUGCACUGCAAUUCUCUCAGCGACGAAGACAAUAAAAAAAUCUUUGGCAAGUGUAACCACCCUAACGGACAUGGUCACAAUUACCGAGUGAUCGUCACUGUACGAGGAGAAAUUGACCCGAUCACCGGGAUGGUCAUGAACCUGACAGAUCUGAAGAAAUACAUGGAGGAGGCCAUUAUGAUUCCUUUGGAUCAUAAAAAUUUGGACCUUGACGUUCCUUUCUUCCAAACCGUUGUAAGUUCCGUAGAGAACGUAGCUGUAUUUAUUUGGGACAGCCUUAAGAAGAAGCUUCCGCCCGGACUACUUUAUGAAGUGUGUGUGCACGAGACAGACUGCAACAGUGCCACGUACAGAGGGGAGUGAAUCUGCACCUGCCGAAAUCCAGAGUGCCAGAGGCUUCCUCUUACUGAAUGGAGUUUAGCCCCAACUGUAUGACUGCGCACAAAAUGCAAUCUCUAGCCAUAAAACUAUGAGCUUCUCAAUGUAUUAAGAUACAACUUCAAAGGUCCAAAUAGUUUUAGUGCCCUUUAUAGCAAAUUUUUGGAGCAUACAUUGCUACCAGUGAGUAUUUUCAAGGUAAAAUUCUAUUUUGCAGAGAAAAAAAUAUAUUUAAAAAAAAAAUUAAAAAAUAUUUCUAUAUUUCUGAAACAGUUUUAACAUACUCUUUAUUUUAAUAUAAGACAGAACCAGUAAGCUGUGCCUCCCACCAGGCGUCAUAUCAUAUGUAGGUAGAUCUUCAGUAUUAUGAACCUGCAGGAUAUUUCAUGAGAUAGCAACGGUUCCUCGGUCUUGCAGUAUUUCAGAGUGAACAUAUAGUUAUAAUCAUUGUAAGUAUUGGAUAAUGCUAAUAUGAACAGUAGCGUAUGUCCUGGGGUAAUAUUAGCUCAGAGAUAUAUACUAUGCAUCUCCUUAGCAUGUAUCAUUGGCAUAUCUUUAAAGGGAAUUUGUCCCCAGCGACCUCCCUAUCCAACUGUUUGCAUAGACACAUAGCUGUGGUUCCUGAUUAACCCCUUUGCUACCAGCACCGUACAUGUAUGGUGCUGGAGCGAAGUGCAAACAUGGCAUCAUGGCAGCAGAGACCUGCAGCUAAUGACCGCGACCAGCAAUAAUGCCGAUCGUGGUCAUUAAAGCCUUUUAGAUGCCGUGAUCAAGUGAGAUCACGGCAUCUAAAGGGUGAAAAACGCGGAAGUUCCUGGCUUCUAAUAAUCGGCAACUUCUGCAGCCAAUGAGGAUGUCGUAAUUGAAUUAAAUGCACUGGGUAUCUCUGAAGAGACCCAGGGUAUUGAAGCUGCAAUUCUUAGCCAGCAUAAGAAAUGAGCAAUUCUGUACAAAUAAUGGAUCUAAAAGAUCCAUGGUUGUUCAGAAUAAAAAAAAUAUAUAAAAUUUUGUAGGCUCAAAUAUGAGCUUUAAAAAAAAAAAAAGUUUUAUGUAAGAAAUUAAAAAUAUAAAAGUUUAAAUCACC
This is a messenger RNA of Bufo gargarizans (Asiatic toad), 1603 nucleotides long. It is a transcript of the gene PTS, whose product is annotated as 6-pyruvoyltetrahydropterin synthase. The transcript is spliced from 6 exons. Gene Ontology annotation, molecular function: 6-pyruvoyltetrahydropterin synthase activity. The record is from RefSeq and is a predicted model, not a curated record. The coding region runs from base 61 to 504 and encodes 147 amino acids. Gene Ontology annotation, biological process: tetrahydrobiopterin biosynthetic process. NCBI's taxonomy places the organism in Eukaryota, Metazoa, Chordata, Amphibia, Anura, Bufonidae. Gene Ontology annotation, cellular component: mitochondrion.